Messenger RNA from Ziziphus jujuba (common jujube), 697 nucleotides. Its product is annotated as large ribosomal subunit protein P2B. NCBI's taxonomy places the organism in Eukaryota, Viridiplantae, Streptophyta, Magnoliopsida, Rosales, Rhamnaceae. Gene Ontology annotation, cellular component: cytosolic large ribosomal subunit; ribosome. Gene Ontology annotation, biological process: cytoplasmic translational elongation. The transcript is spliced from 4 exons. The record is from RefSeq and is a predicted model, not a curated record. Gene Ontology annotation, molecular function: structural constituent of ribosome. Bases 163 to 507 code for a protein of 114 amino acids.
AAUUUAUUAUGUAAUCGAACGAUUCGCGGGGAGAGCAAAAACCCUUGCUACUUACGCUCUCAGAUGCAGCGUCUCUUCUGAAAACCCUAGAAGCUAGAAGCAGAGCCAGCCACUUUUUCAUUGCACGAGUCCAGUACCAUCGCUUCGAUCCAAUCUCCAAAGAUGAAGUUGGUCGCUGCAUUUUUACUAGCUGUUUUGGGAGGGAACUCUACUCCAUCUGCCAAUGAUUUGAAGAAGAUUCUUUCGUCAGUUGGAGCCGAGGCUGAUGACGAUAGGAUUAGCUUUCUCUUGUCUGAAUUGGAGGGAAAAGAUAUUACAGAGGUGAUUGCCUCUGGAAGAGAAAAGUUGGCAUCCGUGCCUUCUGGUGGUGGUGCAGUCGCUGUUUCUGCACCGUCAGCCAGCGGUGGUGGUGGUGGUGCUGCUCCCGCUGCUGAGGCAAAGAAAGAGGAGAAGGUUGAAGAGAAAGAGGAAUCCGAUGAUGAUAUGGGUUUCAGCCUUUUCGACUAAAACUGAGACAUCUUAUCUUUAGAACGUUUUUGGUCUCUAGGGUUGAUUUGGUUUGAGUUUAGAUGGGAAAAUUAAAAUGUUUACGAGAUAAUUUGUAGUUGGAUGUUGCUCAAGGACUCGCAGAUUGCUACCUUUUUGUUUUCAUAGUUGCAAUUUUAAUUGGUUAGAUUUCUUUUGCUUUGUUUUGGAA